Scomber japonicus (chub mackerel) is the source of this 1695-nucleotide messenger RNA. It is a transcript of the gene irf5, whose product is annotated as interferon regulatory factor 5. The transcript is spliced from 8 exons. Bases 1 to 1362 code for a protein of 453 amino acids. The record is from RefSeq and is a predicted model, not a curated record. Gene Ontology annotation, biological process: regulation of transcription by RNA polymerase II; immune system process. Gene Ontology annotation, cellular component: nucleus. Gene Ontology annotation, molecular function: DNA-binding transcription factor activity, RNA polymerase II-specific; protein binding; RNA polymerase II cis-regulatory region sequence-specific DNA binding. Lineage: Eukaryota; Metazoa; Chordata; Actinopteri; Scombriformes; Scombridae.
AUGAGUGCGGCUCCGAGGAGGAUCCGGUUGAAGCCCUGGCUCGUGGCUCAGGUGAACAGCGGCAGGUUUGCAGGUCUGCAGUGGAUCAGUUCAGAUCAGAGACUCUUCCAGAUCCCCUGGAGACACGCCACGCGCCACAUGCCCACGUCUGAGGAGGAGAACACCAUCUUUAAGGCCUGGGCCCUAGAGACAGGGAAGUAUCAGGAGGGUGUGGACGAGCCUGAUCCUGCCAAGUGGAAAGCGAACCUUCGCUGCGCUCUGAACAAGAGUCGAGAGUUCCAGCUGAAAUACGACGGCACCAAAGACACACCGCUGCAACCCUACAAGAUCUACGAGGUCUGUGAGCAGCACACACACACAGAUGCUGCUGAAGACGACGAAGACGAGAUGCCGAAUCUGAUGGAUCUGACGCUCAAUCCCAGGAUCAGUGACCCCCCCGCCUUCACCUCCUUCCCGGCUCACAGUGACGUGAACCUGUUCACCAACGAGACCUUCGGACCCGCAGUGACCUCUGACCUCCCCAUGACCUCUGACCUCCCUAUGACCUCUGACCUCCCUAUGACCUCUGACCCCCCUCAGCAGGACUUCCAGCCUCAGGGCGCCUUGGGUCCGAUGGGGGUCCAGAACCAGUCCUGCAAGUACGACCUGCUGAACAGCAUCCCGUUAACAGAUCUGGACCUGAAGAUCCAGUACCGCGGCCGGACCGCGGGCUCUCUGACCGUCAGCAACCCUCAGGGCUGCCGGCUCUACUACGGACACCUGGAGCCCACCCCCGAGCAGGUGGACCUGUUCGGACCCGUGGACCUGCAGCAGGUCCGGUUUCCGGGGACGACGGAGCUCCAGAACCAGAAGCAGCAGAUGUACACCAACGCGCUGCUGGACGUGAUGGACCGAGGCCUGAUCCUGGAGAUCGUGGAGCAGGACAUCUACGCGGUCCGCCUCUGUCAGUGCAAAGUGUUCUGGUCCGGACCCGGCGUUCCUGAACAGGGUCCUCCCAACCCCAUGGAGAGGGAGAAGAAGAUCCGAGUGUUCAGCCUGAACGACUUCCUGCAAGGACUCAUCCUGUUCCAGAAGGGAGAAGCUCCGAACCCUCCGCCCUUCGAGGUCUACUUCUGCUUCGGGGAGGACUGGCCCGACAAGAAACCCAAAGAGAAGAAACUGAUCAUGGUGCAGGUGGUUCCUGUGGUGGCCCGGAUCCUGACUGAGAUGUUCUCUGGAGAACUGAACUGGUCCACCGACAGCAUCCGGCUGCAGAUCUCUCACCCGGACGUCAAGGACCAGACGGUGGAGCAGUUCAAGGAGCUGCAGAGGCUCCUGCAGAGCCAGAACAUCCAGGGGCCCUGGACCCCCAACGGACUCUGAACAGGACGGCUCAGCAGAUCCAGGACCAGCACUCGGGGUGGUCCACUUCCUGUCCCACUGUGAACUCUGAGAUCCUGGAUCUGUUCCAGGUCUACAAACGUUUUAACAGAUCGAUCAAUAACCAAAUGUUAAGUGAACAAACUGAGGUCAUCAGCUGAUCGCCCGUAAGGGAACAGCUGAUCAAUGACAUCUGAUCAAUAACAUCUGAUCAAUAACAUCUGAUCAAUAACAGCUGAUCAAUAACAGCUGAUCAAUAACUGAUCAAUAACAUCUGAUCAAUAACAUCUGAUCAAUAACAGCUGAUCAAUAACAGCUGAUCAAUAACAGCUGAUC